Cheilinus undulatus (humphead wrasse) is the source of this 857-nucleotide messenger RNA. RefSeq names its product RNA polymerase I subunit H (gene polr1h). Gene Ontology annotation, molecular function: nucleic acid binding; zinc ion binding; DNA-directed RNA polymerase activity. The record is from RefSeq and is a predicted model, not a curated record. Bases 302 to 733 code for a protein of 143 amino acids. The transcript is spliced from 5 exons. Gene Ontology annotation, cellular component: RNA polymerase I complex. Gene Ontology annotation, biological process: termination of RNA polymerase I transcription; DNA-templated transcription. NCBI's taxonomy places the organism in Eukaryota, Metazoa, Chordata, Actinopteri, Labriformes, Labridae.
CGGUAUGCUCAGUAGCGUGUCAAGCUAAGUGAGAGGAUUACCUACAAAAGAUGGCAUUUUCUUACACUGACUGAUGGAAAACUGCUUCCAUAUUCGUACAACAUCAGUGAGUGGACAGAGGAAGUGGUCAAAAUAGACAAUGGUCGGAUAUACAAACGGAUUUGAUCAAGAAACCGAGCUUACAAAUCACUUCAUGCAUACGCGUCCGUUAUCUGUGGUCAUGUAGAAAAUACUAAGUACCAUGAUGUAGACCAUGAAUUUUGUGUUUUGAAGUCAGAAGUCCUUCUAAACCAGAGACACGAUGAAUACGGCUUGGGUGAUACCAAACAAGACUGAGUACUACGUCCUGGCAGCGAACUGCAUCUGCAUGGUAGGAGAGAUGUCGUGUUUUUCUGCUGAUCCAAACUUCUGUCCAGAGUGUGGGAGUGUCCUUCCUCUGCCUGGAGUUCAGGAUGUUGUGCGCUGCCCCCGCUGCUCCUUCUCCAUCCCUGUAGCAGAGUUCUCUGGUCAGGAAAUCCGAUCCACAGUCGUUUUUAACUCUGUUGAGCAGUCGACUCUUUCUCUGGACAGCGAGGACUCAGAGCUAAAAGGACCCGUGAUCGACCGGCGCUGCUCUCGCUGUAACAAAGAGGGGAUGAUUUAUCACACCAGGCAGAUGAGGUCAGCUGAUGAAGGACAGACGGUCUUCUUCACCUGUAUACACUGCAGAUACCAGGAGAAGGAAGACUCAUGAAGAGAUCUUUCAAUCAUCGUCUUCGUUUUUUUUUUUUCAUGCUGCUGAUCAUUUUUUUGUUCCAACAUAUUUAACGAUGUCUUUCUUCAUUGUAUCUUUAAAAUAAAUUUAACUUCAAAAGCUC